This is a messenger RNA of Megalobrama amblycephala (Wuchang bream), 1093 nucleotides long. RefSeq names its product TatD DNase domain containing 1 (gene tatdn1). Gene Ontology annotation, cellular component: cytosol. Bases 71 to 1024 code for a protein of 317 amino acids. Gene Ontology annotation, molecular function: 3'-5'-DNA exonuclease activity. The record is from RefSeq and is a predicted model, not a curated record. NCBI's taxonomy places the organism in Eukaryota, Metazoa, Chordata, Actinopteri, Cypriniformes, Xenocyprididae. The transcript is spliced from 12 exons.
UUAUUUUAGACCAUCGAGAUCCUUCCGGUCCGCGAAGCCCCGCCCACUCGACCACGUGUUUGUUGUGUUUAUGGGCGCAUUGAGAAGCGCGUGCAGGUUUUAUUUCUCCACUUCUGCAAAAAUCACAAUGACCAACUUCAGAUUUAUAGAUAUUGGCAUCAAUCUAACAGACCCGAUGUUCAGAGGAAUCUAUAGAGGAACUCAGAAACAUGAAGAUGAUUUUCCUCAGGUCAUCGAGAGAGCGCUGAAGGUCGGCGUGCAGAAGUUCAUCAUCACUGGAGGAAGCCUGGAGGACAGCAGAGAGGCGCUCAGACUCGCACAGACCCGAGAGGAGUUCUUCAGUACGGUGGGCUGUCACCCGACCCGCUGCGGGGAGUUCGAUCAGCUGGGCUCGGAUCAGUACCUGUCGUCUCUGGUGGAUCUGAGCGUCGGGGACAGACAGAAGGUGGUCGCUGUGGGAGAGUGUGGCCUCGACUUUGACAGGUUGGAGUUUUGUCCCAGAGAAACUCAGCUCAAGUACUUCGAGCGGCAGUUUGAUCUGGCGGAAGAGACUCGAUUACCCAUGUUCCUCCACUGCAGGAACUCACACCCACAAUUCCUUGACAUCAUGAAGAGGAACAGAGAUCGGUGUGCCGGUGGAGUGGUUCACUCGUUUGAUGGCACGCAGCAGGACGCGGCGGCUCUGAUAGAUCUGGAUCUGUACAUUGGCAUCAACGGCUGCUCUUUGAAAACAGCAGAGAACCUGGAGGUGAUGAAGUCAAUCCCAUCGGACAGACUGAUGAUCGAAACAGACGCGCCGUGGUGCGGCAUUAAAAACACUCACGCAGGAGCGAAGAUGAUCCGAAGCACAUUCCCCACUAAGAAGAAGUGGGAGACGGGACACUGCGUGAAGGACCGCAACGAGCCCUGCCACAUCAUACAGGUGCUGGAGGUGAUGGCGGCGGCGAGGGGCGAAGAUCCACUGGACCUGACUGAAACCAUCUACAACAACACCAUGAGACUGUUCUUCAAGAGCAGAUCCUGAGAGGGACUUUUAUUUUCAUAUAUGUGUGUGUUGUUCAAAAGAUGCACAAUAAAAGUGACCAGAACAAUG